This is a messenger RNA of Penicillium oxalicum, 1611 nucleotides long. RefSeq lists its product as uncharacterized. The coding region runs from base 1 to 1611 and encodes 536 amino acids. The record is from RefSeq and is a predicted model, not a curated record. NCBI's taxonomy places the organism in Eukaryota, Fungi, Ascomycota, Eurotiomycetes, Eurotiales, Aspergillaceae. The transcript has 3 exons.
AUGAGCCCUUUUACAGAAAAAGCACACGAAAGAUGUGAAUGGCCUGAAGUGGCCGUACAUGACUCCAUCGUUCCCCCCGAGUUAGGCACGCAGGCCAAUCCCAUAGUGGUCGGAGAUGAUCUUGCUCCAUGGGGCUCGGCUUCCAAUCCCAUCGUGAUCCAUGCUGACGAGGGUUGGUACCGUGAUGAGACAGAUCAGGUUGGUUCCGAUGCCGACACUGAGAUCAUGGCUACACCAGAAUUCUGGGGUACAUUGUUCGGUGGAAACUUUGCCGUCCCUGUAGAUGAAAGUGCAGCUGUCGAUUCGUCUUCUGUCCGUGCGCCAACCAGAUCGCUAAUCUGUGAGGAUCCUGAAGGCCUUCAGCCAUUCGAGAAAUCAAACCCGAACUGUUUUCACUUUGAUGACAAAGCAUUGAAAGUGACCGAGGAUUCUUUUGACGCGUCGCAACUUUGUUCGGGCCUUAAGGCUGCAAAGAGUGAGAACGUUGCGAAUUGCCACGCAGAAAGCGAGCAAAGCACAGAGAAAGACGAAGUUUUUGAGGCCCAAGAAUUCAGGGAGGCUCGCAGUGUGCCUGAGACUUCUUCGAUGACCCGCGACGCUGUUCCACAAGAAAUAACAGACCAAACUGAUACUUCCCUUGGGAAAGGCCGGUCAUGUGACUCCUACGAUGUGGGAUCAAGAAAACGCAGAUUAUCGCAUAGACCAGCAUCAAACUUGAAUGGAAUCGAUUGCGUAGGCAAAACAGCCUCGGCUUGGGAUCCUUCCAUAUCUACUACCAUCGGUGAUGAACUAGCCGCGAUCUACGAUCAUAUGGACCACUGUCGGAACGCCGAUUGUCUCCCCGCUAAAGUUUUUUAUGAUGAGAUGCAGUCCCCUCAAAACACGAUGCCAAGGAACUCAAACAGGACCAAACAGCAACAAGAACCAAGCGCAGCAGGUCACGUCACCAUACGAUUGUAUGUUCCAGAGCUCCAAAGGGGGGCUGCGCGGCCAGAAGGAUUUAUGAUCAACCAACUGGCUAUUCGAAAAGCCUUGUUUACGCCAGGUUCAACUUCCAACCUAGAAGAUUGCGGUCAAGACGAUAUUCUUUUCGGACGAGGCGUUGUGGUCGUCCCCUUGAACGGACAGGACCCGAAAUGCUUCCUCACCUUUUCUCCUGAGAAGAAUCAGGACGAUCACAGUACCAAUGCGUCUACAUCUGGAAAGUGGCCAGACGGCAUUGUGAUCAUUGAAUCGGCCAUUCUAGAAUGGCAAAAGGGGACCAAUCAGCGACACGACUUCGUUGGACAAGUUUCUAUCGAACUUUAUACAACGUGGCCCCCUCCAAAGUCAGAGUACGCAAGUCGAGAAGACUUCUCUGGAAGGGUUGUUGUGAGCACUCAUUCGGAUGGGGCGGACCCAAAAUGGUUCCUUACCUUCUCUUUUGGGCAGUCUUCAGCCGAUCGCAAGCUUCUUACUGGGGAAGUAACACGCAAAGCUGGUAUUUCCCUUGGGACGAAUCUACCGCGUACCUCCCAUGAUGCAGGAUCAGCGAAACGGAAAUUAUCACACGACGGGAUCCGUUCUGAACUAAGACGAUCGGAGCGAUUGACCAAAAGACCUAGAACUUGA